CUGCGACGCUGUUGGAGACCAAGUCUGUGAUUUGACAUAUUAAGCCAAGAUAAUUCUCCUCGGACUGUCGUUGUGAGGAUCGUGGAGCAUCACUUCUGAGGAUACUUGCUCCAGGUUGGUAUCUCGAACGGUCAAACCCUUCACAAGACGACAGCAGCCUAUAUAACAUGAAGUCAUUCACAACCCUGGCAGUCGCCACCCUCGUCUCCUCUGUCUAUGGACAUGGAUAUCUGACGAUCCCGUUCAGUCGCACUCGCCUCGGUGCUGAGGCCGGCAUAGAUUCCUGCCCCGAGUGCACCAUCCGGGAGCCCGUCUCCGCAUGGCCGGAUCUGACGGCCGCCACCGUUGGCCGUAGCGGACCCUGCGGCUACAACGCUCGCGUCAGCGUCGAUUACAACCAGCCCGGAAGCAGCUGGGGUAGCAAUGUAGUCGCGACCUACACUCGCGGCCAGACCGUCGACGUCCAGUGGUGCGUCGACAACAACGGUGACCACGGCGGCAUGUUCAGCUACCGCAUCUGCCAGGACCAGUCCAUCGUCGACAACUUCAUCACCCCCGGAUACCUCCCCAUCGACGACGAGAAGCAGGCCGCCGAGAACUGCUUCCAUGCCGGCACGCUCAAGUGCACCGACGUCUCGGGACAGAGCUGCGACUACAGCCCUGACUGCACUUCCGGCCAGGCGUGCUGGCGGAACGACUGGUUCACCUGCAACGCGUUCCAAGCGAGUAGCCGACGCGGUUGCCAGGGCGUCGACAAUAACGCGCUGGGGUCGUGCUACACCUCCAUCGCCGGCGGCUACACCGUCACCAAGAAGAUCAAGAUCCCCGACUACGUCUCGAACCAUACCCUGCUGUCGCUGCGCUGGAACUCGUUCCAAACGGGUCAGGUGUACUUGACGUGCGCCGACAUCGCCAUCGGUGGAGGGGGCAGCACCUCGCCGUCCUCUACAUGCACGACGAGCGCUGCAGCGACGGCUACGAGCGGCACUUGCGCUAUCGCCAGUAACGUGGCCGUCACGUUCAACGAGAUUGUCGCGAGCUCAAUUGCUGCGCUGGGCAACUGGAACGCGGCGUCGGCUCCGGCGCUUUCGGCGGCGCAGUACACCAGCUCGAACAACCUGUGGACCUACACUGUCUCGCUGCCGGCCGGAACGACCUUUGAGUACAAGUUCAUCAAUGUGGCGUCGGAUGGAACUGCGACGUGGGAGAGUGACCCGAACAGAUCCUACACUGUGCCCCAAAGCUGCUCCACUGCGGUGACGGUCAGUACCAGCUGGAAGUAG
Colletotrichum phormii is the source of this 1283-nucleotide messenger RNA. Its product is annotated as starch binding domain protein. Gene Ontology annotation, molecular function: starch binding. The record is from RefSeq and is a predicted model, not a curated record. The coding region runs from base 168 to 1283 and encodes 371 amino acids. The transcript is spliced from 3 exons. Lineage: Eukaryota; Fungi; Ascomycota; Sordariomycetes; Glomerellales; Glomerellaceae.